CAUUCACUCAGGGUCCCCGGGAAGGGCUUGUCAGUAUGGGUGGGUCCAAGGUAGGACAGUCAAAAUGUUCAGCACGGUAGGAAACAACUCCGUGCACGAGGGACCCCAAUAGUCAGCGUGUGUUGGGGGCAGGAAGGCAGACGUGAAGCCUAGACAGGUGCGAACACGCACAUGUGUGUUCCUGGCCACGUGUGUUUGUGGACUUUGAGACAAAACUUUUGUUUUGGUUCCUGGGGUAAAGUUUCCAUUCAACAUUUUCCUCUACUGUUUAAUUUUUUUUUUUUAAUUACAAAACUCUGAGUAGAAAAAGUGCAACACCUUUGAACGGACUGGGACAGGCAGUGGACAACAGAUGGAUCCGGUGGCCAACAGCUGCGUGAGGAACCCCCAGUCCCCAGCCCCCAUCUGGGGCUGCCUUCGAAAUCCCCACUCGGAAGGCAGCAGCGCCUCGGGGCUGUCCCAUUAUCCCCCAACCCCGUUUUCCUUCCACCAAAAAUCAGAUUUCCCAGCGACAGCAGCAUACCCCGACUUCUCUGCUUCCUGCCUGGCAGCCACCCCACACAGCCUGCCCCGGACUGAGCGAAUCUUCAAUGAGCAGCGUCCUGCCUUCUCACAGACCCCUGACUGGCACUUCCCCAUCUCUGAAGCCUCGCAGAGGCUCAACCUAGGCCCAGCUGGGAGCACCAGAGAGAUGGGGGCUGGCAGCCCCAGCCUGGUGGAUGGCACAGGAGGACUGGGGGAGGACUGCGUGGUACUUGGGACCAUCGCCAAUGAGACGGAGAAGAAAUCAUCCAGAAGGAAGAAAGAGAAGUCAGACAACCAGGAGAAUGGAGGAGGAAAGCCAGAAGGCAGCAAGGCCCGGAAGGAGAGGACGGCCUUCACCAAGGAGCAGCUACGGGAGCUAGAGGCAGAGUUCGCCCACCACAACUACCUGACCCGACUCCGAAGAUACGAGAUUGCGGUCAACCUGGACCUCUCAGAGCGGCAGGUCAAAGUGUGGUUCCAGAACCGGAGAAUGAAGUGGAAGCGUGUGAAGGGGGGUCAACCUGUGUCCCCACAGGAGCAGGACCCAGAGGACGGGGACUCUGCAGCUUCUCCAAGUUCAGAGUGACAUGCUCCAAAGAUCAAAACCAAGAAAGACUGAACGAACCCCCUUUCCAAUUCCCACCAGUCCUACCCUCACAUCUUCUGGACCCAAACAGGGCAGCCUGUGCACACCUUGUGUUGACUCUUAGAUGUGAAGUUGCCCAGUAUGUGGGAGCCUUGAAUUCCCCAGAAGAUUUAGCCAAGCAUCAACCUGUCACAGCAGCCUCUUCCCCAGGACUUCAACUUCCCAUGCUCUCUUGAACCCUACAGGACCCAGUGGACGGACAGGGAAACUAUAGAAACAGAACCUGGGACCCUCUUUUCUGGGUCUCUUAGCUGCUACCUACACCUACCACCCACCUCCUAUUUCCAGGUCUCCUCUGCGUCUGGCUUCAUCUGUGCAGAAUUGAUUCCUUGGCACCAGCUGGUGACUUGUGAAAGCAAAAACCUCUCCAGAUGUUCACAGCAUUGAGUUGAAGGCUAGAAAAUGGCUCCUGUGUCACAAGAGCUGAUGGAUGAGGACCUAGACACGUGGACCUUGGGAACAGAAAGUUCUCAGGCUGCAGCAUCCUGUGCUCUCCAAGGACUCUGCCUGCAGAUGAGCACAGGACAACAGUCCAUCUUCCUCCAUAGAAUUCAUUUGGGUCUAUCCUGCAUGUGCUCCAAAAACUGUUUGUGGGAAGAACUCCCAGGUUCACACACAUGCGCAGCUCAGAUCUCAGACCCAGCUUCUGAGGAUGUUGCCAUGAGACCUGGUGGGCAAACAGCCUCGGGCUACAGUGUCCUUGGAAGAGACCCCUGUGCCUCAGUAUGAGAUGGUGGGUCUCCCAGGUCCUGCUGAUGUUGCAGAAGGAGGGUCAGCAAGUAUUUGAAUUUCUUGCAUGGAGAUUUGAUUGUGAGUGUUUAAAAAUAACCCCAGUUCCCCACCCCACCCCAUCAAGACAGAAGCUGUGGAAAAUGAUUGUCAAAUGAAAUGGCAAGUUAGAGCAUGUAUCAGUUUCCCCCUAAAUCAUACUUCAUAUGUUUUUCUUCCUAAGAUUACAUAAAGCUAAUUGUACAAGGUCAAUUCACUUUGUAAGAAAACUCUCAGAGAAAUAAAAAAAAAAAAAAA
Molecule: messenger RNA, 2197 nt
Organism: Grammomys surdaster
Lineage: Eukaryota; Metazoa; Chordata; Mammalia; Rodentia; Muridae
Gene: Meox1
Product: mesenchyme homeobox 1
Exons: 3
Coding region: 353-1111 (252 amino acids)
Biological process (GO): positive regulation of transcription by RNA polymerase II
Cellular component (GO): nucleus
Molecular function (GO): RNA polymerase II cis-regulatory region sequence-specific DNA binding; DNA-binding transcription factor activity, RNA polymerase II-specific
Source: RefSeq, a predicted model, not a curated record